AUGUUCUUUUCCCUUCCUCAAUUCCCUGCAUCAAGCGUCGGCGGUGCCGCAACAGCUCCAGCAGCAGGUUCCUGCGACUACGUCCUCGGCAGCACCGCGCACAAACUCGCAAAAGACUGCAAGCGCAUCAUCAUGCCAUCAAUACGGGACCGGAUCCCUACUCGCCUCCGGCUGCAGCGCCGUUCGGAGAAACGAGCCGCGCACCAGCACACCCACCACCACUUGCUGGACCCCGCCACAGCGCAGCCCGUGGCGACAAGUGAAGACUACGAGAACCUCCGCACGAGACUGGCGUUCAAGAAGGAUGCCGGCGACAGGAGAUGGAUGUCGAUGGAGAGAGUGGCCAUGCAGGGAGAGUGCGAGGACGGCCAGGACUCAUGCCGGGAAGCAGGGGAAAUGCUUGCCAUGGGCAGAGGGCCGUGGAGGUUUGCGCAGAGAAGUGCGGUGCGGGUCGGCGAGGAGCGCGAGGAAGAUGCCAAUUGGGGUGCGGACGUCGAGGGGUGGGAGAUCGUGGAUGUUCGGGAGGCGCGGAGAGAGAUGCCGUCGGAGGCGGAGGUUGUGGCAGGGAGACGGCCUUGGGCGGACAUGAAGAAGAAAGUGGUGGGGAGAGGUGGGAAGAAGGCGAGGGCGGUUUGGGUGUGA
Messenger RNA from Lasiodiplodia theobromae, 642 nucleotides. RefSeq lists its product as uncharacterized. The coding region runs from base 1 to 642 and encodes 213 amino acids. The record is from RefSeq and is a predicted model, not a curated record. NCBI's taxonomy places the organism in Eukaryota, Fungi, Ascomycota, Dothideomycetes, Botryosphaeriales, Botryosphaeriaceae. The transcript has a single exon.